Molecule: messenger RNA, 1808 nt
Organism: Talaromyces proteolyticus
Lineage: Eukaryota; Fungi; Ascomycota; Eurotiomycetes; Eurotiales; Trichocomaceae
Exons: 3
Coding region: 295-1638 (447 amino acids)
Source: RefSeq, a predicted model, not a curated record
AAUAAAUCGAGGUUGGAGUGCUGAGUAAUGUCGCUAACCACUCCAUCCCAAGCAUUUCCUCCAACUAUAAACAUAAUGCCAAAUGUCGGCAGGCCCAGUCGCGACUGCCAUGAAUGUAGGGCACGACGACUUAAGGUACAGAAAUUCCCCUCCUCCUAGGCCAUUGAUGCAUGGUGACACCGUACACAUUUAACAGCCCGAUAGUGUGACCUCACGCGCCCUGCGUGUCACUGCUGUCUAAGAUCAGGACGGCCAUGUCCCGGAUAUCGAAAUGAGCUGGAUUUACGUUUUCGAAUGGAAACUGUCUCGUCAUUUACGCAAUCUAUGCAUAGAGACGGUCGAAAAAAACGAGAUUAUGGACCUCAAGGGGAUGGGUCCUCGACACUGUAUAGAGGGAUAGGUAUGAUUCCGCCUUCCCCGUCGGCCCUGCCCCAGUUUAGUGGAACUGCAGAGAGUGCAGAUUUGUUGUUAUUAGCUCCCCUAACAACAAUACAUGUCGGCCGCGCGGCCAUCGAAUAUCUUUCUGUCAACAUAUUACAGUUCGUUCUGCCUUCAUAUGAAAAACACGCCUCGUACGUGUCUCAUGUUCCAUGUAGGUGGGGACAAGAGGUAGCUCUAGACCAUGCAGUUGGGUGCGUUGUCGCUGCGUUUCACGCAUUGCAUAUUCGCGAUAAUACUCAAUCUCUCUCGAAGCAUAAGCCACUCUCAUUGUAUACGCGCGCAUUACAAUUUCUUCAACAGGCUCUCAAGGAUCCGAAAAGAUCUCUCUCAGCAGAAACGUUAUGUGCAACGGAGCUGCUCUGUCUUUUUGAAUACUUAACUAAAGACAUUGACAAAGCUUGGAUUCAACACGCACGGGGUGCCGCUCGUCUAAUCGAGCACCGUGGUCCCAGAAUGUUUACAACAGAAUUUGAAAAGUCUCUCUUAAUAGGCCAAAUGGGAAUUAUAACAACGGAAGCCUUUUUUGACAAUAAACAUUGCUUCCUCGAACAAGGUGCUUGGAUGUAUGCCCUGCGAUCCUCCAUCUCCCCAAACGAGCAGUUUUCUGAUCGCAGCGAACGGGUUGUCUCGCUAUACGAGAAUAUGAUCUUUCUUCCUGGCCUCUUAAAGGACUGCUCUACUAUCAUUAUGAGCCCUGAUGAACACAAUGGUGCGCUGCAUGAAGCACUUGUUCACAAAGUCGACAUGAGACGCAGGAGCCUGUUGAGCUGGUAUCGCAAAUGGGGCAGAGGUCUACCCCCUCCAGACGACAUCGAAAAUGAAAGAUUUUCUUGGACAGCUGACGAGAUCUCCUUAUGGCCAGAAAUUCUUGUCACGCAUCAAGCUUGUAUGCUGAUGUGUAAUCGAAUCCUUGUUGCUCUCGAUCGAACCCGAGGGCAUAUUCUGGAACCUGAGUCACAGGAAAUCGCUACUCAGAUUAUGACGAUUCGACAUGCACCACGGACCAAUAUUCGGGCUGGCAGUAUGAUGGCCAGCUUAUCAGUUGCUCAGGCGGUCCUAGCCACAGCAAGUGAUUGGGACAUGGAUAUGGCUGAAGUACCCCUACCUCUUAAAUAUGAAGCGCAUAAGAAACGGGUCCUGAUCUCGCCUGAGAAGCUCUCUUUUUGGACUGGGCUGAUCGGAAUCCAGAUCAGAUAGGGAAUGGGCUGGCUGGGAUUACCCUGAUACUUGUUUUCGGGAAUCAAUGUGCAUAGUGUCACAAGAAUCGAUAACUCACAGCCAAUGAAUGUAACGUAAUGAGAACACCCACUCGGACGGGACACCGAACCUUGACCGCAAAUACACACACAAAACGGCAUUCUUUAGGC